Molecule: messenger RNA, 2474 nt
Organism: Ooceraea biroi (clonal raider ant)
Lineage: Eukaryota; Metazoa; Arthropoda; Insecta; Hymenoptera; Formicidae
Product: neural Wiskott-Aldrich syndrome protein
Biological process (GO): actin filament organization
Molecular function (GO): actin binding
Source: RefSeq, a predicted model, not a curated record
UUUUUUUAAAUUGAGUUUGAAGUUUGAGUUGAGAAAAAAUAAGAAAUCAUUUUCUAAUACUUGUUCCCAUCUAUUCGGUAGCUGACGAAUACCAGCUCGAAACAAAAAGAAAGUAAAUAAAGACACAAUUUCUUAAAACAGAAAAAGCACCGAAUUAAUUUACGCAGCUAUAAUAUCUUGCAACUUGUCAACAUGAUUAUUUUAUUAAAUUGUUUCUUUAUAUUGAAAAAAUAUACUUUUAUGAUAGAUUAUGUGGAUUAGCAAUAGAUGGUUGUUUCUGCAAGAGAAAGAUCUUGGCAUCAAUGAUGACGUUCUCGCGCAUGCGUGUACAAGUAUGUAUCACCGGAUGGGAUUUGGCUCUUUCGUAUUGCACGGUGACGGUAUUGCAGCAGUACUAUCUGUAUCUGGUACUAUUAUUGUUGCUGAUAAAAGACCAAGGAGCGUUUGACUGACUAAUAAAAGUUGCUAUCGUGGCUACAAAUUUCGCAGCACUUUUUACUUCUUUUAUCAUCUGAUCGGAGUCUCGUUGUGUUGUAUGUAUGUUGCGAGAAGAGGAUCAGUCUUAGACUGCGCAAUAUUUAACUGCCUGACGAUUCUAACCUCGUUCGACGAUAGCAUGAAGUCGGGCAAUACGGAUAAGCAUAGAGGCACGAUAUUAUUAAAACCGGAAGAAAAUGAGCAAGUUUUUCAACUGAUAGGGAAUCGAUGUCAGUGUUUAGCAGCUGGAGUUAUACAACUGUAUUUGACUGAAUCUCCCUUACAUAGAGAUUGGGUAAAAAAAAGCACAGGUAUCAUGACUCUGAUAAGGGACAAUCCAAGACGCAGUUUUUUUUUGCGGCUCUAUUGUUUGCAAAGAAAGGCAAUGUUGUGGGAGCAUGAAAUCUAUAAUUCAAUGGAUUAUAAAGCACCAAUGUCAUAUUUUCAUACAUUCGAAGCUGAAGACUGUAUGGCUGCAUUUAACUUUGCGAGCGAAACUGAAGCUAUUACGUUGAGAAAUAUACUCCUUGGCAAAUUAAACGCUAAAAGACAGAGAAGGCAAGAGAAGAAAGCGAAAGAAACACAGUCUAGUGGCACUUUGCCUUGGAAAAAUCAAGGUAGUGCGUCACCCUUUAUCGCAUCGGGCUUAUCGAGCCAUUUAUCGAAUGGCGCACCUACUACAAUUGGCGUUAAUAGAAGUGCAUCAAGUAGCUCGAUGUACAGAACUAAAAAGAAGAGAAGCGAGCAGGAUCUUAAACGCAAAUUAACUAAAGAUGAUAUUAGUCUUCCUUCAAAUUUUAGGCAUGUAGCACACUUAGGAUGGGAUGUAAAUAAUAAAGGUCUAGAAUUAGAUUCUGUUGAUGCAGAGUUACAACAAUUUUUCAAUAAUGCUGGCGUGUCGGAACAUGAACUCCAAGAUAAAGGUACUCGAAAGUUCAUUUAUGAUUUCAUCGAGAGGAAUGGAGGUAUGAGUGCAGUGCAGGAAGAUAUUCGACCAUUGGCAAAUGCAAAAAGCAAUAAUCCGCCUCCUACAUUGCCACAAAGACAAGAGUAUCCACCUCCUGUUCCGGCGCGAAUGAUACCUCAUCAGACACGUAGCGCUCCGCCUUUACCCCCGAAUCGUCUUAACGCAGUUCCCGCAGUAUCAAGUGUUCCACCUAGCUUGUCUACGAGCGCACUUCCCAGCGCUCCUCCGUCCACUGUUUCACUGGCACACAGAACCGUACCCUCGAGACCACCUCCACCUGUUGUAACCUCAGCACCAGUUUUACCUCCACCCCCACCUCCGCCGCCACCAACCCCUCCUUCGAGAAUCGGCGUAAACGUUCCCGUACCACCGCCACCACCGCCUUUACCUGAUACAAACAAUGCCAACAGUAUAACGAUCAACACGAAUGCUACCAACAACAAUAACGAUGAAUCUUUCAUAGACCUGAGACCGAUGCUUAUGGAGUCUAUUAGAAGCGGCACAACUUUAAGGAAAGUGAAUAAGACAGAAGUGAAACCAACGCUAGUUGAAGAUUCGAGAGGAGAGUUGUUACGACAGAUACGUGAAGGGAUUGAAUUAAAACCUGUUCCAAAUGAAGUGAAAUUAAAUAUGACAUCCGCACCUCGCGGUGGCCUAGCUGACGCGUUAUCCAGGGCUUUGGCCGAACGAUCUCGCGCAAUUCAUAGCGAGAGUGAAGAUUCAACUAGUGACACAACCGAUGACGAUGAAUGGGACGAUUAAAUCGGGUUAAUUGCUAAAGUUCAGUCUUAUGAAAAAUGUAUGGAAAUUCAGUAUACCUUCCCUGUAUUUAUUCUCUUUACUAACAAGAAUGCAUCAUAAGUAUUUAAUAUAAGGAUAUAAUUAUAAUAACAUAUAUAUAUAUGCGCAUAUAUAUAUCACUGUGAUAUAAAAAUGUAUUAUAAGUAAACACAUUACCAGAGUUAGUUACUAUAUAAUGUAUUUUGAAUUUUAAUAUUCAAAGCAAAAUAAAAGAGGGACAAGAGUUAUA